GUGCACAAGCAAACCAUGGCCGGAAGCACCCGGUAUCCUGGAAAACCGACGUCCGCGCCCGCGUGUUUCGCCCCGUCCCUCCCGGCCUCUCUCCCGUAUAUAUCCACCCUGCUCCAGCUAACAACUCACCAACGCAAGCAUCCAUCGCUUCAGCUCAGUUCUUCGACUGCGACUCACCAAUCAUCUACUGGGAUCACACGCUUCACAGACCAACCUCCACCAACGCAGUUCACAGGUCACUUCAUGGCGGCUGCAGCCAAGGCGUCUUGGAUGGCGGCGAUGAGCGUCGGCGCCGUGGAGGCGCUCAAGGACCAGGCCGGCCUCUGCCGCUGGAACUACGCUCUCAGGGCCAUUCACGGCGCAGCCAAGGGCAAGGCCAGCAUCCGCCGCGGUGCUGUGGUCUCGCAAGGCACGAAGCGGCCUCCGGCCUCUGCGGCGGCCGUGGCAGAGAGGCGGCGAGCGGAGAAGGCCGAGGAGGGGCUGCGGACGGUCAUGUACCUCAGCUGCUGGGGUCCCAACUAGGCAGGGCCGGUAGCUGUGUGUGCUCUACGGUUUUGCUACUUGCCUCGUUGCAUGUGGGUUGUACUGUAAAUAGUAUCACGAUGAUGAUGAAAACAUCAUGAUGAUGAUGAAAACUUUGUUCUGUCACCAGCUUGGCUUCAGAAUUUAUGAAGCACAAGAUCCUAGACCGAUUACUCCUGGUACUAGUUCUCUGAUCCAA
This is a messenger RNA of Triticum aestivum (bread wheat), 721 nucleotides long. RefSeq lists its product as uncharacterized. NCBI's taxonomy places the organism in Eukaryota, Viridiplantae, Streptophyta, Magnoliopsida, Poales, Poaceae. The transcript has a single exon. Bases 16 to 522 code for a protein of 168 amino acids. The record is from RefSeq and is a predicted model, not a curated record.